Molecule: messenger RNA, 1861 nt
Organism: Drosophila ananassae
Lineage: Eukaryota; Metazoa; Arthropoda; Insecta; Diptera; Drosophilidae
Gene: Mpcp2
Product: phosphate carrier protein, mitochondrial
Exons: 4
Coding region: 202-1290 (362 amino acids)
Biological process (GO): mitochondrial phosphate ion transmembrane transport
Cellular component (GO): mitochondrial inner membrane
Molecular function (GO): phosphate transmembrane transporter activity
Source: RefSeq, a predicted model, not a curated record
UUUCGGUAAGAGGAAAAAAAAUACUAAAAAAAAAAUAAGCUUCUGAAAGACAGCUAGACAACCCUCCCCAUAAAGCUUUCGAUACCGGGAGCGCCCCCGCGAGUACCUAUUCUUUCCGAAUCCCUCGCCACGAAGCUGUUACGUUGCUGAACGAAAUCUCGUUUUCAAGAGCCACAGGAAUCAGCGAAAAACAAGUGCAAGAUGUUCUCGAGCUUCUUUGAAACUGCCAGGAACUCACCAUUCCGCACCCCGUUCGGCCGAGUGCAAUGCGACGCCGCCAACAGCAACGCCGUUGAUCCCCAGCCCGUGGAGGGGCGCCAGAUCGCUGCUGCCGCCGCCGCCGUUCCCGUUGCCGCUGAUCACAGCACCUCCUGCGAGUUCGGUAGCACCAAAUACUUCGCGCUCUGCGGUAUUGGUGGCAUCCUGAGCUGCGGCACCACUCACACCUUCGUCGUGCCCCUGGAUCUGGUAAAGUGCCGUCUGCAGGUGGACCCCGCCAAGUACAAGAAUCUGGUACAUGGCUUCAAGGUUACCGUCGCGGAGGAGGGUGCCCGUGGUCUGGCCAAGGGCUGGUUCCCAACCCUGUUGGGCUACUCGGCGCAGGGACUCUGCAAGUUCGGCUUGUAUGAGGUGUUCAAAGUAAAGUACGCCGACAUCAUUGGCGAGGAGAACGCCUACUUGUACCGCACCUCGUUGUACCUGGCCGCUUCCGCCUCGGCUGAGUUCUUCGCCGACAUUGCUCUGUCGCCGUUCGAGGCCGCCAAGGUCAAGAUCCAGACCGUGCCCGGAUUUGCCAACAACUUCCGCGAGGCGGUGCCCAAGAUGCUGAAGGAGGAGGGCGUCAACGCCUUCUACAAGGGUCUGGUGCCCCUGUGGAUGCGACAGAUCCCCUACACCAUGAUGAAGUUCGCUUGCUUCGAGCGCACCGUGGAGCUGUUGUACAAGUAUGUUGUGCCCAAGCCACGUGCCGACUGCUCAAAGGGCGAGCAACUGGUCGUGACCUUCGCCGCUGGUUACAUCGCCGGUGUGUUCUGCGCCGUGGUGUCUCAUCCCGCUGACGUGGUUGUGUCCAAGCUGAACCAGACCAAGGGAGCCAGCGCCGCCAGCAUAGCCAAGUCUCUUGGAUUCAUGGGAAUGUGGAACGGUCUGACCCCGCGUAUUAUCAUGAUCGGUACCUUGACUGCUCUGCAGUGGUUCAUCUAUGACGGUGUCAAGGUGGCUCUGGGCAUCCCCCGCCCGCCGCCACCAGAGAUGCCCGCCAGCCUGAAGGCCAAACAGAAGGGCAACUAAAAUGGGUCACUAUAGUUGAGUAGUCUAAGGCCAGAGUUGAUCAGUUGACGCAAUCGUGGGCAGGCCCGGAGCACAUACUUUUACUUUUCCGUAUGAAUCUAUACAAUGUUUUUCUUUUUUAUUAAUUUCGAAGAAAAUGGCUAUCCAUAGCAGGGCCCAAAAUUGUUUAAAUGUUGCGUGUGUGCCGCAGACACAUGUACAUUCCAGAUUCACAACUGUACGCAUUUCUAUAUCACUGCAACUAGUCCACUUCGAUCUUUUCUAUAAAGAUGCUUUUUUAAAAACUUUAAUCGCUGAACAUUCUUAUAUCUUUAAGCUACACUCAAGUUCAAAGUAAACUAUUCCAUCUACAAUCUAUAUCUGUAUACUUAAUCCUCUGUAUGUCUAGUUUUGCGCUGGAAAGUAUGUCCCCGUGUGUACUCCCCCCGUGGCGAGCCCCAUGUUAUCCCCUCCUCACCGCUGCCCCGCAGGGCCACACAAGCGAAUAUGAUAUUAUGCUGUUUCAAUUGUAUGACCCGCUCCUAAAUGAAAGCACUCUGAAUAAAUUAAAUUAUAAAAUAUAUAAAAACUA